This is a messenger RNA of Canis lupus familiaris (dog), 2047 nucleotides long. It is a transcript of the gene POU2AF1, whose product is annotated as POU class 2 homeobox associating factor 1. Gene Ontology annotation, cellular component: RNA polymerase II transcription regulator complex. Gene Ontology annotation, molecular function: POU domain binding; transcription coactivator activity; DNA binding. Lineage: Eukaryota; Metazoa; Chordata; Mammalia; Carnivora; Canidae. Bases 528 to 1298 code for a protein of 256 amino acids. The transcript has 5 exons. Gene Ontology annotation, biological process: positive regulation of transcription by RNA polymerase II. The record is from RefSeq and is a predicted model, not a curated record.
GCAGGGCCCAUGGCGGACUGAGUCCUGCUGCCAUGCCUGUGGUAUAGAAACCUGAAUGGGCACCGUAGAAUAUCCAGAGUCUUCCAGGGGUCUUUGAGACUCACCCUGGGUGUGUGGGGAUCCAAGACCCGACACGCGUGCUCGCACAGCUCACUCUCACAGCCGCGUUCCCACUCACCACAGUACCGGCCUGCAGUGUGGGGCAGCCUCUGGAGGACCACGGCCCCCUGUGUGGUGGUGGCGUUCAGAUCCGGCUGGCUGGCUCUGUGAGCCAGUGGUGGGCCUCCGAGGGCGCACACAGUGGGGAGACAGGCAGCCUGGCCUGAGGAAAAAGUGCGCCCGUGCCUGAGGUGGGAGGAUGUGAUGACGCGGUGCCCCCGCGCAGCGGGAACUCAGGCCUUUAAAAAGCUGAGGAAACAGCCUCUGAGCAAGCAGUGGCUCCCCUGGAGGAAAGCACACCCGGGUCUCACAUUCAAGAAGCCAAACUGUCUGCUUCAAAGAGAAAAGGCAACAUCCUGUCACAGGCCAUGCUCUGGCAAAAACCCACAGCUCCAGAACAGGCCCCAGCCCCACCCCGGCCGUACCAGGGUGUCCGUGUGAAGGAGCCAGUGAAGGAACUGCUCAGGAGGAAACGUGGCCAUGCCAGCAGUGGGGCGGCUGUUACACCUACGGCGGUGGUGCUGCCCCAUCAGCCCCUGGCCACCUACACCACAGUGGGUCCUUCCUGCCUUGACAUGGAGGUCUCUGCUUCCACAGUGACAGAGGAGGGGGCCCUGUGUGCCGGCUGGCUCUCCCAGCCUGGCCCGGCCACCCUCCAGCCCCUGGCCCCGUGGACACCCUACACGGAGUAUGUGUCCCAUGAAGCUGUCAGCUGCCCCUACUCAGCUGACAUGUAUGUGCAGCCCAUGUGCCCGAGCUACACAGUUGUGGGGCCCUCCUCCGUGCUGACCUAUGCCUCCCAGCCGCUCAUCACUAAUGUCACGACGAGAAGUGCAGCUGCGCCCGCGGUCGGGCCCCAACUGGAGGGCCCGGAGCACCAGGCGCCCCUCACCUAUUUCCCGUGGCCUCAGCCCCUGUCCACUCUACCCACCUCCACCCUGCAGUAUCAGCCUCCGGCCCCAGCCCUGCCUGGGCCCCAGUUUGUCCAGCUGCCCAUCUCCAUCCCUGAGCCAGUCCUUCAGGACAUGGAAGACCCCAGGAGAGCCAUCAGUUCCCUGACCAUCGACAAACUGCUUUUGGAGGAAGAGGAUGGUGAUGCCUACGCACUCAACCACACGCUCUCUGUGGAGGGCUUUUAGGGCAUGCUCCUGAGAAUCCUGUUCCCUGAAACUGGGAUUUAAAACAGGGAACAAGAUUCACAUCUCUUUGGAGUAGCCAUUUUAUGACUACACUUUGCAUUCCAAACUAGAAUGAUAGACUUUCCUUCCUCCCUCUUCUUUCUCCUCCCUGCUCCCUCUUUCCCUCCUCCCUCUCUUCCUUCCCUCCUCUGUCCUUCCCUCCCUCCCCUCUUCAUUCCUUUUUUCCUUUCUCAUUUCUUUUUCCAUUUCAGCUCCUAUUUGAGAAGAAAUUAUAGGGAUUUAGUGAUAAUAUUGACACCAGUGUUGCAGACCUAUGACCCAGGUGCUUUUACUUCUGCCUCAGUUCAUCAAUUGGGACAGCAGCCCCACCGAGCUGGGGGCCAGCAAUGCCCUACCAUCUGUCACUUUAAGAUGGAUGGGGUGUCCUACCGCCCCUCCAAGGGCAGACCCAAUGCCAGAAUCCUUGAGCUGUCAGUUCACAUGGUGGCCCCUUUGCUGUUCUCAGACUUACAGUGUCAGGCAGCAGAGUCUCAAGGCCUGGGGUUCAGUGAGGUGGUGGGAGUGAGGGUCCUGGGGGUGGGUAGGGUCUGGAUCAGGGGACGGAGGAGGGAGGGGAACAGGUGUGUGUGUGCCUAUGGGGGGGAGGGGGAGGAAAAGAUUGGGUGGAGAGAAAGAGGGUCCAAGGAGCCAUUCUGCUCCAGAUUACUUGGUGAUUAAGGAGAAUAAACUUAAGAAAAAUAUCGGUUUAA